This is a messenger RNA of Triticum dicoccoides, 949 nucleotides long. Its product is annotated as NDR1/HIN1-like protein 2. The record is from RefSeq and is a predicted model, not a curated record. The transcript has a single exon. Bases 83 to 670 code for a protein of 195 amino acids. Lineage: Eukaryota; Viridiplantae; Streptophyta; Magnoliopsida; Poales; Poaceae. Gene Ontology annotation, cellular component: plasma membrane. Gene Ontology annotation, biological process: defense response to other organism.
GAGCACCUCUCUCUCCCACAGAACCUAGCUAGCUCAAGCAGUGCGUCGUCUUGAGCUCCGGGGCGAAGGAAGGAAGGGAUCAAUGGCGGGGCCACUGAGCGCGACGCGGCGCACGCGCCCGACGCCGGGGCAGUGCAUCGCGGCGACGCUGUUCGCGCUGCUCGUCGUGGUCGCCAUCAUCGUCAUCACCUGGCUGGCGGUCCGGCCCGGGAAGCUGCAGCUCUCCGUCGACCACGCGGCGGUCCGCGGCUUCAACUUCACGUCGGGGGGCGCGCUGCAGGGCACCUUCGCCCUCGUCCUCCGCGCCUACAACCCCAACAAGCGCACCGCCGUGUACCGCUCGCUCGACGUCGGCGUGUGGUACGGAGACACGUACCUGGGCGGCGCCGAGGUGCCGGGGUUCCGCCAGCCGCCGCGCAACGAGACGAGGAUCGUGGUGGCGGCCCCCGCGGCGCGGGAGCCGGUGCCGCGGGACGUGGAGCGGGAGAUGAAGAAGGACCGGUCCGCCGGGACGCUGCCGCUGGACGUGCACGUCCGGGGCAAGGUGUGGUUCAAGUACGGCCUGGUGAGGACGCGGCGGUACAAGAUGCGCGCGAGCUGCCCGCUGGUGCCCGUCGACUUCGCCUCGCCCAGCUCCUUCGACCGGGUGUACUGCCACGUGCACAUCUGAGUGGUACGUACGUGGUGCUGGUGCAGGGCCGCGCGACGGGGAGUCCCGUGCACGUACAUAUUAUGCGGUGUGUGUUUGCUUUGCUUGUGUGGUGUGUUUGGUCAGAGGAUUCGUUCCCCAUGCUUGGAUUAUUGAUUUGAUGGUACAUGUUGUUUUUAUUCAAUCUUCAUUUGUAUUACGAUUGGGUUUGUGUAUUCUUUGAUGUAACUAAUCAGACCUUCCAUGGAUUGUCACACAUUCAAGUGCCGAAUUCUUUAUGAAAAAUUGCAAGUGUAUGCC